UCGGAUGCUGGUUUGUAUAGAAAUGGUGAUUCUGGACAUCUUCCUGUAUAUAACUAUAAUGCUUCUCUUGCUGUUGUAUGUGAUUAUUGUGUUUUGUGCCUUCACUCUUGGCUACGUGCUAAAUACUCACUUGCGAGAGGAACACAAGCUCGAGUUCUUGUUUGAUGCGAUUGUUGUCGACGACGUACUGUAUGAAUUAUACAGUAGAGAACGCUACAUAAUAUAAAGGAACAUGUCGAAUUGCAGCACAAAGUUAGGGAGAAUGAGAAGAAUAAAGAAAUUUAAAUAAAGAAAUAUGUAAAUAAGAAGGAUUGUUUUAGUGAUAAUUGGGUGAUUUACAAACGUUUUUUUGUUUCUUGUAGUAUAUUUAGUAUUGUGUUUGUAUUUCCUUUUAUGUUGA
This is a messenger RNA of Meloidogyne enterolobii, 400 nucleotides long. The record is from the annotation of a GenBank genome assembly. Lineage: Eukaryota; Metazoa; Nematoda; Chromadorea; Rhabditida; Meloidogynidae.